AGCGAGUCUGGGCGAGUCUCCUGCAGACGUCGAGCAGGAUGAGAGCAGAACCAGGAGGACAAGACGCCUUCUUCAUGCUUCCACCAAAAGUGACUCAUGCGUGACAGCUGAGAUCGAGGCACACAAGGAUCACAAGGAGACUCGGGGUCCGGUUGAAGUCACUUCCACUUGAUUCUGCAAAGGAAAAAAAAAAAACUCAGAAUGCAUCCUCAGCCUCGCCGUGACCCCUCCAUGACCGGGAAAGAUCGCAGCCCCCGCCACAGGCCGUGGUCGGUCUACCGGGCCAACACGUUUGAUCUCUCGGCGGAGAUGAUGGGCCUGGCACUGUCAGGAAACAGUCAGGAUCCAGACGAGCCUGUGUUAGAGUUCAGUUUGGUCUGCAGUGAACUGGUGACGCCCACUGUGGACCGUAAGCCCAGCAGCUUUGUGGCUGUGAGCUGCACCACUCCCCCUCAGGCCUUCUGGACCAAACACUCUCAAACUGAAAUCAUAGAGGGCACCGGUAACCCCAAUUUCUUGAGCAGCGUCGCCUUCUUCCAAGACUCUCUGAUAACUCAGCAGACCCAGGUCAAGCUAUCAGUCUACGAUGUCAAGGAUCGCUCCCAGGGCACUAUGUACAUGUUAGGCUCGGCCAUGUUUUCCUUGAAGGAGCUGCUGCAGGACAAACAUCACCGCCUGCAUCUGACUCUCAGGUCGGCCGAGAAUGAGCGAGUGGGCAACAUCACGGUGAUCGCCUGGCAGAUUGAGGAGAAACGCGAGCAGAGAGCUCCUGUUGCAAGACUACAACGAGGAGACACCAUCAAUGGAAGGAUGGUUCUUCCUGUCGAUGAAAGUCUAACUGAGUCCAAAGGAAUCAAGUCCAAGUCUUCGUCCUUGUGUAAAGAUCCCCUACUUAAGGCUGUGUUUGGGGGCGUCAUGUCGCAAACUUACCGUUUCCCCACCACGGACGGCAACCAUCUUCGGGUCCUGGAGCAGAUGGCGGAGAGUGUUCUCUCGCUGCACAUCCCUCGACAGUUUGUCAAGCUGCUGCUAGAGGAAGAUGCCGUCAGGGUGUGCGAGCUGGAAGAACUUGGCGAGCUGUCGCCAUGCUGGGAGAACCUCCGGAGGCAGAUCAUCACACAGUACCAGACCAUCAUCCUCACCUACCAGGAGACCAUCAGUGACCUGCACGAGUACAAAGGUCCUUCUUUUAAAUCGAGCACACUAAAAGCGGAGCGAAAGUUGGAGUUCAUCCCAACAAACCUGCACAUACAGAGAAUGAGAGUUCAAGGAGAGACCGGCUACGACCACACAUACGACGUGGUGACCAUCGGCGCUCCUGCAGCACAUCAUCAAGGCUUUAAAGGCUGCGGCCUGCGCAAACUUCUGCACAAGCUUGAAGAUGCCAGAAAGCACACUUACGAGGAAGAGAGCUCUGUCAGCUCAAGAGCUAUGGCAUACCAGCCGCAGGAUGUUGUGCGAGCAAAGGAGCUGAUUGGACAAAUUAACACACUGAAGACGCAAGUGUGUUACUAUAUCGAGCGGCUGUCUCGAGCCGCCAAGGAACGCUUGGCUAAUGCUCUGGAGAGAACCUUGGCCAUCCUCAAAGAGAAGACUCGUCAGCUGGUGAGCGCGUGCGACUCCAAGCUCUUAUCCUCCGCCAUCAUCGCCCUGGCCGCCGCCCGCCCAGAGCCCGCCCUGCGAGGCACGCCGUCCCCGUCAUCUUCCUCCCUCUCGCCCUCCUCCCGCUCGCCUUCCCGCUCGCCUUCCCGCUCGCCCUCCCAACACCCGACAUCCCCCUUGCGAGCGGCGACCUCGCCCUCUCGCCACGCCACUCCCCCUGAGGGCGGCGAAGGGAAUAAAAGCAAGCGCGCCUCCUUGCAGGCCGACUUGCACGAAGAGGAGUGGAGGAAGGUGUGGCUGAAUGUUGACAAGAGUCUGGAGUGUGUGAUUCAGAAGGUGGACAGGUUGCUGCAGAGAGACCAGCUUCAGAGCGACAGCAGCUCUGAUGACGUGUUCGCCAUGGCCAGCGAGGAACCCAAAAACACCAAAAAAGGGAACAGUCCAGAAGUGGACAAGAAAUCACCAGGUGAGUGGAGCGAGGCUAUGCACCCUCUGCUGGCCACGCUGAGCGACUGCGCCUCGCUGCUGGGCGACAAGGCCAGGAAGGCCAUGGUGUUCCUCCUCAUGCAGGACAGCGCCCCCACCAUUGCCAUGAGCCUCACGCUGCAGUACCGCCGCGACGUCGUCUUCUGCCAGACCCUAACAGCUCUGAUCUGUGGCUUUGUCCUCAAGCUGAGGAACAGCCUCUGUGAUGUGGGUUUUCUCAAGCAGCUCCACACUAUCGGCCUCCUGGUGCAGUAUGAGAGCUUACUCAGCACCUACGGUGAGGAGCUGGCCAUGCUGGAGGACAUGAGUGUGGGGGUGAACGACUUGAUGAACGUCACCUUUAAAAUCACGCAAGCAAGCACAACUUUCAGCCCCGACAUGCUGCCGGUCAUCACGGGAAACAGGAACGGCUUUAACGUCAGGGUUCCGAUCCCGGGCGCCAUAUUCGACACUUUGCCGCGGGAGAUCCAGAACGGUAUGUUGCUGCGCGUGCAGCCGGUGCUCUUCAACGUGGGCAUCAACGAGCAACAAACGCUGGCUGAGAAGUUUGGAGACACGUCCUUACAGGAAGUGAUCAACACAGAGAGCCUGGCGCGUAUCAGCUUGUACUACGACCACUUUAAAGAGGUCCUCCCCGAGGACUGCCUGCCUCGCUCUCGCAGCAACACCGGUAUGCCCGACCUGCUCAGACUGCUCAACCAGAACAUCAACGCCAAGAAGAGCAAGAACGUGGAGAUUCUGUGGCAGGCGGCCGAGGCAUGCCGGCGCUUGAACGGAGUGCGUUUUACCAGCUGCAAGAGCGCCAAAGACCGCACGGCCAUGUCCCUGACCCUGGAGCAGUGUCAAAUCCUGCAGCAGGAGCACGCCCUGGCCCCGCAGGUCUUCUACCAGGCCCUGGACUGCAUGCGCAGUGAGGGCUGCAGACGAGAGAACACCAUGAAAAACGUGGGAUGUCGCAAAUACGCCUUUAACGCUCUCCAGCUUAAGGCCUUUCCUAAACAGUAUCGCCCUCCGGAGGGCACAUACGGGAAAGUGGAAUCCUAACUUCAGAGAAAAUGACUGAUGAGAGCACCCACACAACAACACAAAAACAAAACACUUACAACACACAACGUGCAGCAUUUGUUGUGUUUAGUCACAGCCUGGUAUAGGUUGAUGUAUAUUGGUCUUGACGCCUCUCGGUUUAAUAGCAUUGCAUCUAUCAUUUAUGGAUCUUAAAAAAGAAAAGGGAAGGAAAUGAUAAAUAAAUUAGCCUAAAGCUACACGAAAUGUCACAGGUGCACCAGGUGUGUGUUGACGUGCAACUACAAGUACAAAUAUUGUUUACUCAUUCUUGCAAUCUUUUUUUUUCUCUCGCCUUUUUAAUGAAAAUUAUUGAUGUCUAAAUGUUUUCCACAGUGAAUUAAUAUUACUCACAUUUUGAAUUUAUUAAAUCUGUUAAAAUCCAUCCAGUGUCGGUCAAGAUAAUCUAAGUUAUUAAAUACAUUUAAAGAAAACUGCCUACCUCUUAGCUGACAAAGGGACAUUGUUAUUAUUUUUCUGGUAUUCUUAUAUUUAUUUCUAUCAUAUUUAUUCCAUAAAAUAACUACAUUUUCUUGCCAGCAUGUAUAUCCUGCAGAGUAUUUACAUAUGAAGGUCCAGGGGAUAGGUUAGGACAGUGGUCUCCAACCACCGGGCCGCAGAAUAAUUUUUUAUUAUUUUUUUUUUAUAUAUAUAUUUUUUUUGUAUUUUAUCAAAUCAACAUAAAAAACACAAGAUACACUUACAAUUAGUGCACAAACCCCAAAAACCUCCCUUUUUCAUGACAAAAAAAAGAAUCUAUUUGGGACAAAUUAUCAAGCGUUGACCGGUGAUUGAAGGAAUGUUAAUCAGUCAUACAGUUCUAAAAUAUGGCAGGAAAAUCUCAAUCAUACCUCUAAUUGGCAAAAAUUCAACACAAUUAUUGAUGACCAUGCUUAAAAAUACUGUACCUGUUUUACUUGCACCUUCUUUGCUCGUUGGCCAUGUCUGCAAAAAACAUAAAAAGAAAGAAAAUGUGUUGUCAUUAUACAUUUCUAUGCUUACUUUGAAGGGGAUUUUGUUAUUGUACCCUGGAAGCUGCAUACAAUUGUGCAUUUCUUAUAAAUUGCAACAUAAAAAACAUUUCUGCGGGAUGGGAAUCAUGCAGCAUGUAUGAAUUUGCUCAAGAAAAUGGAGGAAAAAUGUUCGGAACUGCAUGGGGAAUUUUAAAAAUGUGGACGUAUAACAAAUACAAAAAAUGAGCGCUAACAACAGACUCCAUGAAAAAUAAAGUAUCUUACUGUACAAUAUUCAGAGACAUUGCCAAUUUUAUUUUACUAAUGUUAUUUUGCGUACAACUCUUUAUGUCUAUAUGUAUCUUAUUACUUACUAAAGCUAUUGUUGUUGCACAAUUGACAUGCACACGGGUGGAAAUGUGGUGAAGUUCAUGAGAUGAGUGGGACCUAAAAUAAAAGAUGAUCAACUGUUAA
Molecule: messenger RNA, 4577 nt
Organism: Nerophis ophidion (straightnose pipefish)
Lineage: Eukaryota; Metazoa; Chordata; Actinopteri; Syngnathiformes; Syngnathidae
Gene: inpp4aa
Product: inositol polyphosphate-4-phosphatase type I Aa
Exons: 24
Coding region: 202-3132 (976 amino acids)
Cellular component (GO): cytoplasm
Molecular function (GO): phosphatidylinositol-3,4-bisphosphate 4-phosphatase activity
Source: RefSeq, a predicted model, not a curated record